AAUACUUAAAAAGCUCCGAAAAUCCGUCCUAAUAUAAGAGAGAACCAAGUAACCAACCACUAAAUAAAAUGUCGAACUGGGCUCAUUGAAGUGUGUUACUUUUAAUGUCCGAAACAGAGCAUAUUGGUGAAGAGGUUGGUUUUUCGGUGAGCUGGACUCUAUCUGCAUUUCUGCCCUGCCUUCUUUAUUUUUCACAACCUUCCACCACAUGGUCCUCUCCCACUUUCAUGAACUUCACUCUUCCAGUCAUUACUACUAUCUUAUAUUACCCCCUCUCUCUGUCUCUGUCUCUCUCUCUCUCUCUCCCUCUCUCUCUAGAAAUGUGGGAUCACUCCGAGACACCAUGACCUCCAAAACCUCUGAUCUCCAUUCAAGGUGGACACUCUUCAUUGCUCUCUUUGCUCAUCUCUUGGUUCAUUCUCAAGGCCUAAACAGCGAUGGAAGCCUCUUGCUCUCUUUCAAAAACUCUGUUCUCAGUGACCCACUGGGUUUUCUACACAACUGGCACUCCCAUGACCAAACCCCAUGUUCAUGGACCGGAGUCACCUGUAACACCCCGGGGGUUGCUAAUGCCACCUCCCGUGUAACCAGUCUCUCCCUCCCAAAUGCUCAACUUCUUGCCUCCAUACCACCGAAUCUCGGUUUGAUCCAGCACCUUCGAACCUUAAACCUCUCCAAUAAUUCGAUCAACGGGUCCAUUCCUUCGUCCCUUUUCCAAGCUACGGAGCUCCAAAUUCUUGAUUUGUCUAAUAACUUGAUCUCCGGGGAACUGUCUCAGCUCGUCGGAGGUCUGUUAAGUCUUUUUUUUAUUAACUUGUCAAAUAACGCUCUGGGCGGUACAAUCCCAGAGAGUCUGACAAAUCUUGGUAGUCUAACCGUCGUUUCUCUCAAAAGCAAUUACUUCACUGGGAAUCUUCCCAGCGGGUUCGGUUCCGUUCAAAUUGUAGAUCUGUCUUCAAACCUGAUAAACGGGUCACUCCCCGCGGAUUUCAACGGAAUAAAACUUCAGUACCUCAAUCUUUCGUACAACAGGCUCUCGGGCGAAAUCCCAACGCAAUUCGCCAACCAAAUCCCCACGAACGCGACGAUCGACCUCUCGUUCAACAACCUCUCGGGCGAAAUCCCGGAAAUCAGUCUCUUCCUCAACCAGGACCCGGUAUCUUACUCGGGCAACCCGGAAUUAUGCGGCGGGCCGCUGAAGAACCCGUGCCCGAUUCCUUCCACGAUGUCUACCCAACCGAACGGCUCUACGAUACCUACUCAACCGGACGGAUCGGCGCCGACGUCGACGCCCGCGAUCGCGGCCAUUCCCAAGACCAUAGACUCGAGUCCGGACGCGAAUUCGACGUCCGGAAAGGGGAGCGGGUCGGGGCAGAACAACGGGCUGAGGACGGGGACGGUGGUGGGGAUCGUGGUCGGAGACGUCGCUGGAGUGUUGAUACUGGGUUUGGUUUUCUUGUACGUUUACCAGGUGAAGAAGAGGAAGAGCGGCGUUAAUACAACAAACGCGAAGAGUGCGAAGGUUGGUGGACCGGUUAAGGACUACGACUGGUCGUAUUCGUCGUCGGAUGACGAGGAGUCGAGGAAAGGGAUCAGGGCUCUGGCUUGUUUACGGAAGAAGUCGAAGUCGAAGGCGGAGGAGGAGUCCUCUGAUUCUGUGAACUCCGACGGCGAAAAUGGCGAGAACGGGCAAAAGGGUCACGACCAUCAGGAGAAACAAGAACAGAAGGGAGGGGCGCUAGUGACGGUGGACGGGGAGAAACAGUUGGAGCUAGAGACUCUGCUCAAGGCGUCGGCGUACAUACUGGGUGCGACGGGUUCGAGCAUAAUGUACAAGGCGGUGCUGGAAGACGGGACGACAAUGGCGGUUCGGAGGAUCGGAGAGAGCGGCGUGGAGAGGUUCAAGGAUUUCGAGAACCAGGUCCGAGUCAUUGCCAAAUUGGUUCACCCCAAUUUGGUUCGGAUUCGUGGCUUCUACUGGGCUGCCGAUGAAAAGCUCGUUAUCUACGAUUUCGUCCCCAAUGGCAGCCUCGCCAAUGCUCGUUAUAGAAAAGUGGGCUCCUCGCCUUGCCAUCUUCCAUGGGAGGUGCGGCUCAAGAUAGCAAAAGGCAUAGCUCGGGGGCUAACCUACAUCCACGAGAAGAAACACGUGCAUGGAAAUCUCAAGCCCAGUAAUAUCUUAUUGGGCUCGGAUAUGGAGCCCAAGAUUGGAGAUUUCGGGCUCGAAAGGCUCGUGACGGGCGAGAGCGGUUACAAGCCCGGCGCGUCGGCGCGGAAUUUCGGCAGUAAGCGGUCUACGGCGUCGCGAGAGAGCUUCCACGACCACUCGAUCGGAGCCACCCCAAGCCCAAGCCCGAGUUCAGUGGGCUGCAUUUCACCGUACUAUGCACCGGAAUCGUUGAGGAGCAUUAAGCCCAACUCAAAGUGGGACGUUUACUCCUUUGGGGUUGUGUUGCUCGAGUUGCUCACCGGAAAGGUCAUUGUUUCGGAUGAAUUGGGCCCCGGGCCCGGUGGGCUUAUGGUUGAAGAUAAGACCCAGGUCUUGAAGAUGGCUGACGUGGUAAUUCGGGCUGACUUGGAUGGUAAAGAGGAUGCCUUGUUGUCCCUGUUGAGACUAGGAUUUAAUUGUCUAUCGCCAACCCCACAGAAGAGACCGACAAUGAAAGAAGCCCUACAAGCUCUUGAGAAAUUCCCAUCUUCUUCUUCUUCGUCUUCAUUUUAUUUGGCCAUCUAAUAAUUGAAAAAUGGACCCCAUUGUAGACAAGUAAAAUAUGUCCAUGAUUGACUUGAUGGGCUGUUCAUCUGAGAUAGUGGUUCGUCGUGAUGCUGUUUUGGGGAGGGUUUGUUGUGCAGUUGUCUAAAGUCAUGAUUAUUGAUUAGAUUUUGGUUGUGUGUGUGUGA
Messenger RNA from Rhododendron vialii, 2901 nucleotides. RefSeq names its product probable LRR receptor-like serine/threonine-protein kinase At4g37250. Gene Ontology annotation, biological process: protein phosphorylation. NCBI's taxonomy places the organism in Eukaryota, Viridiplantae, Streptophyta, Magnoliopsida, Ericales, Ericaceae. Gene Ontology annotation, molecular function: ATP binding; protein kinase activity; protein binding. Bases 209 to 2734 code for a protein of 841 amino acids. The record is from RefSeq and is a predicted model, not a curated record. The transcript has 3 exons.